This is a messenger RNA of Tupaia belangeri chinensis (Chinese tree shrew), 2499 nucleotides long. RefSeq names its product ADAM metallopeptidase domain 29 (gene ADAM29). NCBI's taxonomy places the organism in Eukaryota, Metazoa, Chordata, Mammalia, Scandentia, Tupaiidae. The record is from RefSeq and is a predicted model, not a curated record. The transcript is spliced from 2 exons. The annotation marks the transcript as partial. Gene Ontology annotation, biological process: male gonad development; proteolysis. Gene Ontology annotation, cellular component: external side of plasma membrane; sperm head plasma membrane; plasma membrane. Gene Ontology annotation, molecular function: metalloendopeptidase activity.
CCAAAUGGGAUGGUGUAGAAAUCUUCUGUAAAACACAUGCUCUCCUGAUGGCCUAUUCCUGGACACUCCUGAGGACACCCUUGAUCAUAAGCAGGUCUGCAGGUCUGAUGGUUCAACUCUGCCAGAGACAGAUCUUUAAUGCAUAGCACAGCAUAGAGAGCAUAUCAGAAGAAGAAGCCAAACUAUCUGUGACUCCCAGUCUUGACUUCUUUUCUGGACUGACAUUUCCAUGACUGUGGCUUCACAAUGUGUGUUUCUGAAGUACUGUCAUACAAGAGAAUUACACUCCUGCUACAUUGGCUUGGGGUUUUUCUAUCUUCUUCUGGACAUACCCAAGGUGAACAUCCCCAGUAUCAUAGUCCUUCAGAAGUAGUGAUUCCCUUGAGAAUAACUAACCAUGGUAGAACCAUGAAGCCUCUAGGCUGGAUCUCUUAUAGCCUGCAUUUUGGGGGCCAGAGACACAUUAUCCACAUAAAGGCCAAAAAGCUUUUGUUGUCCAGACACCUCCCCCUGUUCACCUACACAGACCAAGGUGCCCUCCUUCAGGACUAUCCUUUUGUCCCAGAUGGCUGCUACUAUCAUGGUUAUGUGGAGGGGGACCCAGAAUCCUUGGUUUCACUCAGCACCUGUUCUGGGGGUUUUCGAGGGAUAUUUCAGAUAAGUGGCAUUUGUUAUGAAAUCCAGCCCAUGAUGUUUUCUUCCACAUUUGAACAUCUUGUAUAUAAGCUGGAGAGUGAGAAGACACAAGUUACAACUAUGAGAUCUGACUUUAUUCAAGAUAAAAUAGGAUUUAAAGAGAGUGAUCAUUUGACCCUGAAGCAAAGUAGUUAUGAAGGCUGGUGGACCCAUUUGAGGAUUGUUGAAAUUAUGGUGGUGAUUGAUUAUUUUCUAUAUAUUCGUUAUGAAAAGAAUGAUUCACAAGUGAUGGAAGAUCUAUAUAGUAUUGCAAAUAUAGUGGAUUCCAUUUAUGAUGUAAUGGGUGUUAAGUUGUUUUUGAUUGGUUUGGAAAUCUGGACUUACCACAACCCAUUCAUUGUAGAAGAUGGAAGAAGAUCUCCAUACGUUUUUUGCCAGUGGAAGAAGGAUAAUAUAUUCCCCCGGAUAAAACAUGAUACCACACAUCUUUUCACAAAUAAGCCAUUAGGUGGAUUAAGUGGCAUAGGUAUACUUAAAGGAAUGUGUUAUGUAGAUACUAGUUGUGCAAUUGUUACUUUUUUAAACAAAACAUUGGGCAUUUUUGCAAUUGCAGUGGCUCAUUAUGUAGGACAUAAUUUGGGUAUGACCCAUGAUCGUGGUACAUGUAAAUGUGAAAAGUCAAAAUGCAUAAUGCAUGAAGACAAUCCACCAGUAACUAAAUUUAGCAAUUGCAGUUAUGAUUAUUUUUGGUCCUACAUUGUAGGAAGGACAUCAUGCUUGCUCGAAACUGUACACACAAAAGACAUUUUUAAUGUGACUCGCUGUGGAAAUGGAAUUAUUGAAGAAGAAGAAGAAUGUGACUGUGGGCCUUUGAAGCGUUGUGCUAAAGAUCCUUGUUGUCUGCCAAACUGUGUUUUGACUUAUGGAGCUAACUGUUCUUCUGGGCUUUGUUGCAAAAACUGUAACUUCUUACCACCUGGGGAACUGUGUAGAAAGGAGGUCAAUAUGUGUGACCUUCCAGAGUGGUGUAAUGGAACCUCCUAUGCCUGCCCAGAUGAUGUAUAUGUGGAAAAUGGAAUUCCCUGUAAUGACAGCGCCUACUGCUAUGAAAAAAGAUGUAUUAACCGCAAUGAUCAGUGUAGGCAGAUUUUUGGUGACGGGGCAAAGGGUGCAAAACAGACUUGCUACAGAAAAAUCAAUACUCAAGGUUCCCGUGUUGGUAACUGUGGUAUCCGUGGUGCUUCUUACAUAAAAUGUAGUAUGUCAGAUGUCCUGUGUGGGAGAAUUCAGUGUGAGAAUGUGACAGAAAUCCCCACUUUGAUUGAUCACUCGACUGUACAUUGGGCUCAGUUCAAUAAUAUAACUUGUUGGAGUACUGAUUACCAUCCCGGGAUGACCAUACCUGAUAUUGGUGAAGUGAAAGAUGGCACAGAGUGUGGUCCAGAUCAUGUCUGCAUCCAUAGGCAGUGUGUCCAUAUAGCCAUCUUGGAUAGCAACUGUUCACCUGCAUUCUGUAAUAUGCGUGGCAUCUGCAACAAUAAACAUAAUUGCCACUGCAACUAUCUGUGGGAACCUCCCAACUGCCAAAUAAAAGGGUAUGGAGGCAGUCUUGACAGCGGCCCAGCCCCAAGGAUAAAUAAGGAGAACAAUGCUUCGUACCUGAUAUUAACAUUGCUUAUUAUUUUGUUUAUUUUAUUGUGUUGUCUUCUUAUGCUUUGCAAGAAAAAAAAAGAUGUGAAAGAACAAAAUGUUCAGACUCAAUCUGCAAAAGGACAGAAGAAUAUUCAGAAACAACCUGGCUCAUUACUUUCUCAAAGUGAACAGGGAAAAAAAAAUAAUCAGGACAAAUUUCAAAAUUUGAAU